CAUUAGCAUCUGAACAAAAUAUACAAAAUAAAAGGCGCGAGAGCUCACAUAUGUACGCUUAAAAUACCGGGGGUUUCAAAUAACUUGAAAUUUAAACUUUGUGUUGCGAUUUUAAAAGAAAUUGAGUAAAUAUAAAUAUUUUUGAGUACUGUUCAUUAUUACUUUUUAAUAUGCAAAGUAUAACUAAACAUAGCUAGGCGGAAUGUCGUCAAAAGGAGAAUGAUAAUCAGAGCAACCCUGACAGCGAGAAUGUUAAGGAAGUGGCAGAAAUUGAGAAAAUUUGUACGUGAAAAGAUCAAAAUUGUCGCCGAAGUUGACGAAAUCGAAAAAAAAGCGAAAACUUUGGUAAUUUAAAUGUGAAAUUUGUGUGUUUUAUGAUUCGGUAAUAGUUAAACUUAUGUGCAGUAAUAAAAUAUUUAAUUGUUGAAAAUCUAAAUGUGAAAAUACACUGAAUUUGAAGUUGAAAAUCGAAGAAAAGUUACCGAGGUUUUUUAAUAGAAAGAGGUGCGAACUAGCUGGAAUGCAAAGUGCAGCAGAGGCAAUGUUCGGCAGUGGGUCCCAAACCCCCACCUCAAAUUAUACGAGUAGAGAUUACUUGGUCGGUCGGUUAAUGUGUUGCGAAAAAGUCGAAUAAUUGUGAGAGGAGUGGCGGCUACUACUGCGUAUGGAUGAGCUAGUUACGCGCAAAACGCAUACAAUUGAAGGACAGAAUGUUGGCUGCCAUUCUCAAAAGAAAAGUUGAAAGAAUAAGUGGUUUUAACGAAUUAUAUUAAAAAAAAGCGUAGUUUUGACGGUUGAAAGUGAUUUGUCGUUGUGUGAAUGAAUUUAAUUGGAAUAUGAAGUAAAAAAACAAAUAGACUGAGGCAGGCAGCAAUAAUAACCGAGUAUUCACGACUCAAAGUAAUCAAUACACUAAAAGCAUUAUGAACGAAAUGGAAGUUGUAAAAAAAAAAUAUUUUGAUAUACAAUGAAAUUUGAAAAAGAAUUGUAUUUUUGGUUUGUAAAGGAAAGAGAAAAAAUAAACGAGAAAGUGGUGGACGACAUAGUCAGAAAGUAGAAGUGAAAUAAUUAGGAUACGAUCAAAAUUGCGGAGUGUAAAUCGGUGACUAUAGCGAUACGUAGGAAACAAAGCAAUUCGAAUCACAAGUGAAAGAGAAAAACGAAAAAAUAACAAACAGAAAAAGCACCGGAAAAGAGGCAUAUGAAAGUUUAAACGCAGUGAAGUGAAAAGAAGAAAUAUGAUAAAGCAAAAUUGUGAAGAAAAGCUGUUAUGUGCAAUAAAGGUGCUGGCUCGGUAAACGAAGCAAAAAGAUAGUACUAGAUAGAGUGAAGUUAUUAUUUUUUUUUGUAUUACAUUGUGUGUGUGAGAAAUUAAAGAAGGAAGCAAAGUAAAUAAGAGCAAAUGUGCAAGAAAGCAGAAAAGUUGAUUAAAUCGGGCAAAGUCAACUCUAAACGACAAUUGAAAGCAACUAAAAUACAUACAAAUAUUAGUUUCGAAAAAAACAAUAUACAAGAUCAUAAAUAUUAUUACCGAGUUUGAAAAGAAAACACAAGUUUGCUUAGUGCUUGUGAAUAUCAAUUUACAUUCAUUGCAACUUAGUGCAUAUUUUUGAUGCUUCCUGACAAGGGAUAUAUAAUAAACACGAAGCAAAAGUUAAAAAAUACAAACAAAAAUUUAAAACGUAACUUUAGUUAGUUUGCGCUUAAAUUUGUUUCGCACCUGGACCACCACUUUUCCAAUUUCUAGGCGGGAUUGUCAGAAAGACAAACUGCCUUUUAUUGACUGCCAAACAGUCUAACAGGUCAGGCGGUCGGCUCAACAAAUUGAAGGAAGGAUUGAGUGAUCAAUUCAAAUUGCUGACCAAGUAAGGUCGAUCUAUUUGAAAUUCAAAAUAUCGACUAGUAACAACAACAACGAUUACGAAAUUUGUGUAGCUGUAAUAAAAAAAAAAUUUCCAAAAUGUCUUCUUUGGACGUGCGCAACAACUCGGCGGUGAUGAAGCGAGCGGAGCAACUUAAGCGGUGGGAGGAAUCAGACACAAAUCGUCAACCACCAACACCACGUCCCGAGCGAGGACGCAAAAUAAAAUUCUCUUCAGGUUGUGUCUUUCUUGCAGCCUGUAUGUCUGGCGAUAAGGAGGAAGUGCUAAAGCUAUUGGAAAGUGGUGCUGACAUAAAUACAGCUAAUGUUGAUGGAUUAACUGCCCUACAUCAGGCUUGCAUUGAUGAUAAUCUAGAAAUGGUGGAAUUUCUAAUCGAACAUGGCGCUGAUAUAAACAGACAAGAUAAUGAAGGUUGGACGCCGCUGCAUGCCACCGCCUCAUGCGGCUUCGUGAGCAUAGCGCGCUAUUUGGUGGAGCAUGGCGCGGAUCCGGCCGCUGUAAAUAGCGACGGUGACUUGGCCGUGGACUUGGCUGUCGAUAUACAACAUUUGGCGAUGAUGGAUUUCAUGCAAAAGGUGAUGACUGAACACAAUAUCGACUGCGAGAAGGCGCGACAGGCGGAGGAGCAGCUAAUGUUGAGCGAUGCCAAGAAAUGGUUGCGCAGCGAUGCGUCCGAAGUGGAUCGGCCGCAUCCGAAAACAGGUGCCACAGCGCUGCACGUAGCGGCAGCAAAGGGCUAUACAAAGGUUAUAAGUUUACUACUCGCCGGUCGUGCUAAUGUUGAUAAACAGGACAAUGACGGCUGGACGCCGUUGCAUGCUGCAUCACAUUGGGGGCAAAAGGAGGCCGCCGAUAUGCUGGUCAAUGCCAUGGCCGAUAUGGAUAUACGCAAUUAUGCCGGUCAAACGUGCAUCGAUGUGGCCGAUCGUAAAAUGGCGAAAUUCUUGGAGGAAUUGCGUAGUACCAGCAACAAACGCAUCAAACGUCGUCCUUCUAGUCAAAUCAGAAUCUCAGAUAAAAUCGAAAAUCACAUUGAUAAUACGCCAACGAAAAUCAUACGAGUGGAAGUGAAAUCGGAUCAGUCAAAGGAUCAAGCGAAUGCUUCCAUAAACGAAAAUGAACUGCCAAUGAUUGAUAGUAGUGAUCAGCUGGAACCUCAUAAUCUAGCACGCAUAGCUGAGUAUGAUGAAACUGACUCUGAACUCACCGACUCAACAGAGAGCUCACACUCGACCAGCCUAUCUGAACCUGAAGAUGAAAAGUCAAAACAAUCGCAUGAAACCGUCAAACCAUCCGCCGUUGCUACAACAGACAACCAAACGGUUGAGGAUGAAGCGCCAUGGCGACGCAACAGCUUGGCAAGAGCGCGCACACAAAAUGAAAGUCCAACGAAAAUUCAAGUUCCUGAAAAAGAUGUUAGUAAAACUAACAACACCACAGAGACAUCAGAUGUUAUUUUAAGACGCACUCAGAGCUUUGAGCAUGACGAGAAAUUCUAUCAAAAAUAUCAUGAGUUACGCGCACGCAUAAAAGCCAAUUCAUGCCCCAUAUUGCCGGCCAAGCAACAACAACUCAAUAAUAGUAACAACAGUAGUAACAGUAAUAGCCAAAAUAACAAUAGCAACAGUAGCAAUAGCAAUAACAACAUCAAUAAUAAUAGCAAUAACAGUAACAAUAUUAAUAACAGUAAAAGUAACAUCAACACCAACAUUAUCAAUAAUCCCACAAGCGCAUUAGGCAACGUUUACACGCCCAUUCCAAAUUAUUCGGUACAAAGAUCGGCAUCACUCAAAGAUCAUAGAAAUUACAGAACCAUUUCGACGAACACGUCGUCCACAUCGAUAACGACGGCGUACACAACAAGCACACCAACAACAGCUGAUUCGACUACGUCAAUAACGACAACCGGCAGCACCACCACCACCACACCAUCGACAACUACAACCACUACACCGAUACGCAGUGCACAAAAUAGUGGCAAAGGUGCUACAAGUGCUACCAGCACCAACAGCAACAAUAAAAAUAACAACAACAAUGAUAAUAAUACAAAUGUCAAUAAUACAAUCACUGCCAAUAACAACAAUAAUAAUAAUAAUAAUAAUAGUGACACUAAACAGCCAACAUCAUCUACUCCUGAUGCAGCUGCACCAACUACUACUGUCGCCGCAAAGCAGAAAAUGUCAGCCGGCACUAUUUUCAAAAAUUUCUUCAAAUCCUUUGUGCCACCCGUGCGUGACGAGGAGAGCGAAACUCAGCGUAAGGCACACGCCAAACGUGUGCGUGAGACGCGUCGCUCUACACAGGGCGUCACGUUGGACGAAAUCAAGAGCGCCGAAGAGUUGGUCAAGAAGAAAAAUUCAAAUAUGAACAACAACAAUAACAGCAGCAGCAAUGAAACGCAAGUAGCUACAACAAUAGCAGCAACAAUUCCAACAACAUCAGAACAACAACAACAACAAGAAGUUGAAGCUAUUGAGCCGCCGCACACAGAACCGUCAGUAGCUGCCACACAAACGCUGCCACCCACAGCAUCGGCGCAAGCGUCGCAGAGACAAACCGCGGAUGGCGAUGAAACACCAGUCGCAGAGCAACAGGCCGAUUGCACGUCAGCAGAGGAGAGUGAUAAGGAGGAAGAGGAAGAGAAAGAGUGCGAUCAGCAGGAUGAUGAAUCUGCUGUGGAUAAUGAUGGCGAAGAUGUUUCCGCCUCUUUCACAAUUGUGGCGCCAACUAGAAAAAAUUCUAGUACGAAGGCAACAAUGCUAGAUGAUACCACAACAGAUGAUGCAACAACAACCGAUGAUAACGAUGAAGAGGUGAGUGCCACAUACACGUUGACACCGCGUCAUUCGUUUGUCGGCAGCGCUGCACCCACCGAAACUGUGGAAACGACGAUAGUGCUCACACCACCAGAACUAAUAAUCAAUGAAAGUGAUGUAGAUAGCGAAACAGUACGAAAAAAAUUCGUUACAGAUGAGAUAGAGUAUGAGAAUGUGCCUGAGAGUGCGAACAAGCCUGAGAUUGAUGAUGACAUUGAGAAUGAGAAUGAGGAUGAGUCGAGCGAGUCUGAACAGCAGAACGAAGAGGCGACAGAAAUAGAAAAUUUAAGCAAGGCCGAAGAUGAACAGACCGAGCUAGAGGCAGACAAUGAAGAAGAAGUGAACGACGAAAAGGCGGUAGACGCCGAAGAAGAUGUGGAAUCAGAAGAUAGUGAAACUUUUGAAAUUAACGAGUUUGAAAAUGAAAAGACUGAAAACUCUGCCACCAAAGAGUUGGCGACUGAUGAAAUAAGCGCUCCUAAAUCACACAUAUCCACGGCCAACAACUCAGCCGAUACAUUAAUUACACAAACGGAACGUGCACGCCUUAACACAUUAAUUCCAUUGCCACUGGUUGACGUGGCGUCAAGCAGUGUGGCGCAUGCCACAGAUGCUACACCGACCACGCCUACCAGCACGAGCGCAAAUACGCCUACACUCGAUAGUCCUGUGCGCUUGCGCGAAAAGCGUAUACCUUAUGAACCCGACAGCAACAGCGCCUUAACGUUGGCCGAACGCUUACGUUACGAAGCGAGUAAAUACAGCGCUGUCGGCGAUAGUGACGAGUCAUCGUCAUCGUCGACAGUCGCUAGUAAAACACGCUUACUACCACCAGCGUCACUGGCAAGUGAUGCCGUUGACAUUAAUGAACUUUCAACAAAUUACGGUAAAAUUUCACUUAGCAGUCGUCGCAGCUUGGACUCGUCCUCACUGUCAUUGCACGGCCAGAAUGAGAGUCAAGCAACUCAGGCGACGUCAAAUGAAAUCAAUAACAUACAAAGUGCCAUCGGUAGUAUUAGUAGUUGUAGUGGUAGCAGCGGUACAGCGUUUGUGGCAACUACAACUACAGCGACGGCGCCGAGUAGCAGCAACAGUAGCAAUAGUAGUACAAUGGCUGAGCGACGUCCUUCUUGGCGUUUGAAAUUCGAUGCUGGCUGUAAGUUCAAAUUGGAAGAUGCAUCGAGUGGGAAUACAUUUCCGCCAAAUAACAGCACAAUUAUACCGAGCGCGCCAGCUGUUAUUGCCGCUGCCAAUUUAUCGUCAACCAUAUCACAACGGCGCAUCAACAGCAAUUCACUAAACUCGUCAAAUCAAUCGUUGAAUUCAAUUGGACGACCUGUGUCCGCACCAGUCAAUGCCACCACAUCCACCACAUUACUUAGCAAUGAUACUCACAACGAGGGUGUUAGCAUUUUCGGCCGACGACUCACCGGUGGAAGCAGCGCCACAACCCCAGCAGCUACCACGACAACGUCUACUGCAUCCACAACAACAGCUAAUGUCACAGCCGCUACGGCUAUUUCGACGUCUAAAACUAAUGACGAUAAAGAUAAUGACAAAGAAAAUGAUAAUCGCAAUUUGGCUGCUCAAUCGGCUAUACAACGAAGAAGAAAACCAAAACGAAGAUCCACCGGCGUUGUGCAUAUCGAUAUGGAUGAGCUAGAUCCAGAGCGGCAAGAUUCAGCGAACGAUGCGGAAGAGAAAGAAAAGGAGAAGGAGAGUGGCGGUGAACGCGGCGCAUCCCGUUCACGUUUGAGCAGCACCACCAACGCCAACACCAACGCAAACUCCACAACAGACGAGAAUAAAGCACGUGAUAGGUCAGAGAAUGGCGAAGCCAUCGACUACAAGGCUCUAUGGGAGGCUGUAAAAUUGGAGAAUGACAAGCUCAAGCAGCAGCUUAAGAAAAAAGAUGAUGAAAUCGUACAAAGUAGAGCAACACUCGAAAGAUUUACAAACGCAACAACUAAAAACUCACUCUCAGAGCUUGAAAAACGCGAAAGGAGAGCAAUGGAACGCAAACUUUCCGAAAUGGAAGAAGAGUUAAAGCUAUUGCAGAAGCUAAAGACUGAGAAUGAGCGUUUGCGUGCGGAGAAUCGCGCUCUCACGCGUGUCGUAUCCAAGUUGACCACUUCAGCUCAAAGUCAACUAGCUAAAAAAUCAAAAUAAUUCAAUUAAUUCAUGAAAAAAAAAAUCACUAAAAAAUUUAAUUAAUUGUGAAUUAUAUACGCUAUAGACUAAGGAAAUUGAGUAGUUGAAAAUUUGUUUACGAAUUGCGAAUAAAUAUGUUUAAAGAUAAGUGUUCAUUAAAGGAAAUGAUGAAAAGCUAAUGUGCUACAGUAUUUAAGCUCGUAUUAGACUGGACAAUUUACACUGACACAAAGCGAUCAAAGCUGAUGGAAAUUAUCUACGUUGCCAUUAUAAUCAAUCGUAGCUAAAUUUGAAAAUAUUAAUCCGAAUAGUAAGCUGUAAGCGAUUUAAAAAGAAAGGGUCGUAUAGUGCCCAAAACAUUGUUUGUCGAGAAAAAGUAAAAAAUAUGUUGGACAAAAAGAUUGGCUGACUUAAAUCUCACUACGAAAUUGGUUUGAAACUUGGAAUGUGGAGCAAUACAUCAAUGAAUUACUGAGAGAAUUCAGUAAUGAUUAUUGCACGCUGGAGCACAAAUGGACUAAGCUUAGUGAGAGAGUAACACUUACUAUCAACUAAAGCCGUUAACUAGCGUUCGAAAAGAGUUAAGAGAGAGUUUGCCAAGCUCCAAACUACAUCAUCUCCGCACUUUGCAGUUUUCAUUGCUCAAAAAUUACUUGUAUACUCAUAGUUUUACUACAUACAUACAAUAUUUAAAAGAUUAUAGUAAUUUAAUAUCAUAACCGCACAAUAAUCGAAUAAAUAUAGUUAAAAUGAU
This is a messenger RNA of Bactrocera oleae (olive fruit fly), 7604 nucleotides long. It is a transcript of the gene Mbs, whose product is annotated as Myosin binding subunit. NCBI's taxonomy places the organism in Eukaryota, Metazoa, Arthropoda, Insecta, Diptera, Tephritidae. Gene Ontology annotation, cellular component: cytoplasm. Gene Ontology annotation, molecular function: protein kinase binding; enzyme inhibitor activity; phosphatase regulator activity. The record is from RefSeq and is a predicted model, not a curated record.